This is a messenger RNA of Oryza sativa Japonica Group (Japanese rice), 1098 nucleotides long. RefSeq names its product myb-related protein Zm38. Lineage: Eukaryota; Viridiplantae; Streptophyta; Magnoliopsida; Poales; Poaceae. The record is from RefSeq and is a predicted model, not a curated record.
CCCUCCUCAUCCACCCGCCGUGCGCCACCCACGACGACGACGACUCGCCGCCGGCCGAGACCAACAGCGAUGGGGAGGUCGCCGUGCUGCGAGAAGGAGCACACUAACAAGGGCGCGUGGACCAAGGAGGAGGACGAGCGCCUCGUCGCCUACAUCCGCGCCCACGGCGAGGGCUGCUGGCGCUCGCUCCCCAAGGCCGCCGGCCUCCUCCGCUGCGGCAAGAGCUGCCGCCUCCGCUGGAUCAACUACCUCCGCCCCGACCUCAAGCGCGGCAACUUCACCGCCGACGAGGACGACCUCAUCAUCAAGCUCCACAGCCUCCUCGGCAACAAGUGGUCUCUGAUCGCGGCGAGGCUGCCGGGGAGGACGGACAACGAGAUCAAGAACUACUGGAACACGCACAUCCGCCGGAAGCUUCUCGGCAGGGGGAUCGACCCCGUCACGCACCGCCCCGUCAACGCCGCCGCCGCCACCAUCUCCUUCCAUCCCCAGCCGCCGCCAACGACGAAGGAGGAGCAGCUCAUACUCAGCAAGCCGCCCAAGUGCCCCGACCUCAACCUGGACCUCUGCAUCAGCCCGCCGUCGUGCCAGGAAGAAGACGAUGACUAUGAGGCGAAGCCGGCGAUGAUCGUGAGGGCGCCGGAGCUGCAGCGCCGCCGCGGCGGCCUCUGCUUCGGCUGCAGCCUCGGCCUCCAGAAGGAGUGCAAGUGCAGCGGCGGCGGCGCCGGCGCCGGCGCCGGCAACAACUUCCUCGGCCUCAGGGCUGGCAUGCUCGACUUCAGAAGCCUCCCCAUGAAAUGAAAUGAUCCUGCAAACCAAUCCAUGAUCGUUACACUUUCUCUUCUCUUUUGGGUUCUUGAUUUCUUAGCUAGCUUUGGUUACUGCUUAGUGUUAGUCCUUCUUAAUUAGGAUCAGAUAGAGGAAUACUUCCUUUGGGGAGAUGAUCAGUGAUCUUGUUGAUCACUUCCUCCAUUUUGUGUAAAUACUGUUCCACUCAUACUUAGUUCAGUUGAUGAUAUGGUUAUUUAGGUUGUUGGAUGUAAAUUUGUUCUCGGUCUGAAAAUCUAUGGUAUUUGUCAUGCCUUGCCGAGAAGAAAA